AUGUCAGACAACCCAGGAAACUUCGCCAACAGACCCAAGGAGGAGGUCCAGGCAAUCGCCAGCAAGGGCGGAAAAGCCAGCCACGGCGGCGGCGGUGGUAGCUCUGGUGGUUCUGACGACACAACCUCAUCCUCAACCGGCAACACCAACCCAGGAAACUUUGCCAACAGACCCACGGAGGAGGUUCAAGCUAUUGCAAGCAAGGGAGGAAAGGCUAGCCAUGGAGGUGGAGGAGGUUCGGGUGGCUCAGAUGAUACGACAUCAUCGUCGACCGGAAACACGAACCCAGGAAAUUUUGCGAAUAGACCAAAGGAGGAGGUGCAGGCGAUUGCGAGUAAGGGAGGGAAGUCUAGUUAA
Molecule: messenger RNA, 357 nt
Organism: Glarea lozoyensis ATCC 20868
Lineage: Eukaryota; Fungi; Ascomycota; Leotiomycetes; Helotiales; Helotiaceae
Product: stress-induced bacterial acidophilic repeat-containing protein
Exons: 1
Coding region: 1-357 (118 amino acids)
Source: RefSeq, a predicted model, not a curated record